Messenger RNA from Neurospora crassa OR74A, 1830 nucleotides. Its product is annotated as mitochondrial carrier protein. The record is from RefSeq and is a predicted model, not a curated record. Gene Ontology annotation, molecular function: guanine nucleotide transmembrane transporter activity. Lineage: Eukaryota; Fungi; Ascomycota; Sordariomycetes; Sordariales; Sordariaceae. The transcript has 4 exons. Bases 475 to 1389 code for a protein of 304 amino acids. Gene Ontology annotation, cellular component: mitochondrion.
GACGACUCGAGACCCCGUCAACCAAAGGCAUCAUCAUCCUAGUGACCUACUGGACCUGGGCUACCUGAGUGACUCCAACCGUUCCCCCACUCAGUCCAGUCCAGUCCAGUCCAGUCCCCGUCCCCGUUCCUCGUCCGAGGUGGUACCUUGCUCGCCGUACUGUGUCGUGUGUUUUCUUAUCUUCCGGUCCCCGUCCCGUCCCGUCUUCCCUCCCUUUCUCUCUCUCUCUCUCUGUGACUGUGGUCUGCUUGUGAUUCAUUUCCGUCCCGCCGUCGUGAUUCCCUUUCUCUUCCCAAUUUCCCUCGUCUCCUCGAGUCCGAUCUUCUGCAAUCCUUUUUCGCCAGUUUCCCUCCCCGCACACACGCACUGCUGCAGCUUUAAUUCCCUUAUAACCCCUCACACAGCGGUUAUACAUCCCGUCUUUUUUUUUUUUAAUCUUUAAAACACCAAACCACAACAAACAACCAAAACAAAAUGUCUCCCGUUGCUGCUGGUCGUUCGGAGAAGGAGUCCAACCUGGCUAGGUUGCUGGGAUCCGGCUCUGCUGGUAUCGCCGAGUUGGCCAUCUUCCAUCCUGUCGAUACCAUCGCUAAGCGUCUGAUGUCCAACGAGACCAAGAUCUCCAACACCGCCGAGCUUAACAAGGUCAUCUUCAAGAACAAGGCCGAGGCCCCCUUCGGUCGCAAGUUCGUCUCCCUCUUCCCCGGUCUCGGCUACGCCGCCGGCUACAAGGUUCUCCAGCGCAUCUACAAGUACGGCGGCCAGCCCGUUGCCCGCGACUUCCUCGGCACCCACUACGGCAAGGACUUUGAGAACGCCUUUGGCAAGAAGACGGGCAAGGCCAUCAUGCACUCGACGGCCGGCUCGCUCAUUGGCAUUGGCGAGAUCGUUUUGCUUCCCCUCGACGUCCUCAAGAUCAAGCGCCAGACCAACCCCGAGGCCUUCAAGGGCCGUGGCGUCUUCAAGAUCAUCAAGGACGAAGGCUUCGGCAACUUGUACCGCGGCUGGGGCUGGACGGCCGCCCGCAACGCGCCCGGCUCGUUCGCGCUGUUUGGCGGUUCCGCCUUCGCCAAGGAGUUCCUCUUUGGUCUGAACGACUACAACAAGGCGACGUGGUUCCAGAACUUUGUCGCUUCCAUUGCUGGUGCCUCUGCCUCGCUCGUCGUCUCGGCUCCCCUCGACGUCAUCAAGACCCGUAUCCAGAACCGCAACUUCGAUAACCCCGAGUCGGGCUUCCGCAUCUUGACCAACAUGGCCAAGAACGAGGGCGCCGGUGCUUUCUUCAAGGGUCUGGUGCCCAAGCUCUUGAUGACGGGCCCCAAGCUUGUUUUCUCUUUCUGGCUGGCUCAGACUUUGAUUCCUGCCUUUGAUAUUGCUUUCCGCAAGUAAAGCGGGGGAGUUCAGUGUCGAUGAGGAACGAGCAAAAAAGAAAGAACAACAAAAAUCGGCGUUUGUUUUUGGAUCGGAAAGGAAGCCUUUUUGAUGGAUAGAGAACAUGAUCUGUCAUCAUGUUUUGUUUCGCCAUCUGUUUGUAACAAUAUCAUUGUGCGUGUGUGUGAGCCGGAGUGGUUGGGAGGGUUAUCUAAAGGGUUCAUGAUAGAAAUAUUCCCCGGCGUUGUGUGUGUGUCUGUGUGGGUUGGGCAAAAAUAAAAUUUUUCCUUGUUGAUGUCUUCACAACCUUCUUCCUGGCUUUUUGAUUUUUCGUUGUGAAUGUUGGAUUCUCGGAGGAAAUUCAGAACCCGGCAUAACAUCGGCUCGAAUCGCCCUUACUUCUCUCACCAGGUCCAGAUUCCAGAGUCAGCAUUUCAUUCAGUGUUAUUUCCCUUUUCU